AUUUAUAGAGCCGUGAAAGUAAUGUAGAUAAGAGUAUAUUGUUUGAGGUUUCGCCGCAGCUUCCGGGGAUGGCUACACUGCUGAGGCGUCCGGACGGUCUGCGAGCGGUGGGGCCGAUGGUGUCCCUGGUGCAGCUGAUCGCCUCCUCCCUCAACACCUGCUUGGUGUUCCUGGUGCCUGAGGAUCGUCUCUUCGGGGCUCAGUUUCCGAACGGCACCUGGAAUGGCAUCAUGGGCCUGCUGGAGCGCCAGGAGGCGAACAUGACAGGUUUAGCCCUCACCAUGGGUCCGGGCCGCGAGCAGGUGGUGGUAAUAGGGGAGUGGCUGUAUCAGGACUUCCGCUCCCUCACCUACAAGUAUCCCGUCCCCGAGGCAGAUAUCGCGGGUUUCGUCAAGCCAUUCACAAUGCAGGUGUGGGGAGUGUUCCUGGUGACGCUGCUGGCGGUGUGGCUGAGCCUGCUGGCCUCCCAAACCCUCCAGACCAACGACGGAGGCCGGACCGGUGAGGGGUCACGCGCCCAAAUCGUCGACACCAACCUCUGGAACUCCUUUCUGUGGGCUUACGGUCACCCCCUGGCACAACCCUCAGCUUGGUGGCCGCGAGGGGGCGUGCGUCUGCUGGCUGGCGUUUGGCUGCUGCUGACGCUUGUCCUCAGCACCAUAUACCGCUCCAAUCUGAAGGCGAUGCUCAUCCUGCCUCACCUUCCCCUGCCCUUCGACACCAUGGAGGAGCUGAUUGCUUCGGGCAUUCCCUGCUUCGUCGUGCCCGACACUGUGCUUCACGGGAACAUCAUGAGGGCUGAUCCCAAGAGCCAGUACGGCCGCCUGCGACGCAAUCUGGUAGUGCAUCUCGACGUCGCUAAAGCCACCCGUGACAACAUGCAGGGGAAGCACGCUUCCCUCGCCUCCCACAACUCCAUCUUGACCAUCAUACAUAACAUUUUCAAAAAAACGUCUUCCUGCCCCAUAUACAUAGCUACGGAGAGUUUAGAAAAGGAUUGGAAGUUUUUUCUUUAUCCCAAGACCUCCAAGCUGAGGGAGAAAGUGGAUGUAAUCAUCAGGCGCCUGAAGGAGUCCGGGAUCCUGGAUAAGCUGUUUGAAGAACAAUAUAAAUACGCCCUUCACUGCCUGAAAAAACGCAGCAAGGGCGUUACGAACCAGACGCGAGCCCUCGAGUUUGUCGACUUCUACGGUGUUCUUUCAAUGUACUGUGGUGGAAUAAUCCUGGCGAGCGUCACGCUGCUGCUGGAACUCCUGCUGCGGGGCGCCGCGUCACCUGUCCCCUGCAGCAGCACACCCCGCUGACGCCCACCCUCCCCACGCGAGGGACAGUUUACCUGGCGAGGGUUUACCUUUGAGUUACUGAACCGAUUCAUCGCCACAUGAGAGACACUGACGGAAACCUAACCUACGAUAGUUACUUAAUCGAAACACUGAGUGUAAUGCAAAGUACCACACUCGCAUAGAGUAUAAGAGGAAUAAAAGUACGAAGAGA
Messenger RNA from Eriocheir sinensis (Chinese mitten crab), 1494 nucleotides. Its product is annotated as glutamate receptor ionotropic, kainate glr-3-like. Lineage: Eukaryota; Metazoa; Arthropoda; Malacostraca; Decapoda; Varunidae. The record is from RefSeq and is a predicted model, not a curated record. Gene Ontology annotation, molecular function: ligand-gated monoatomic ion channel activity. The transcript has 10 exons. Gene Ontology annotation, cellular component: membrane. Bases 69 to 1304 code for a protein of 411 amino acids.